This is a messenger RNA of Exophiala viscosa, 1767 nucleotides long. RefSeq names its product vacuolar import and degradation protein-domain-containing protein. The record is from RefSeq and is a predicted model, not a curated record. Gene Ontology annotation, biological process: proteasome-mediated ubiquitin-dependent protein catabolic process; protein catabolic process in the vacuole; negative regulation of gluconeogenesis. Lineage: Eukaryota; Fungi; Ascomycota; Eurotiomycetes; Chaetothyriales; Herpotrichiellaceae. Gene Ontology annotation, cellular component: GID complex. Bases 213 to 1454 code for a protein of 413 amino acids. The transcript has 2 exons.
AUACUCUCUAUCUUUCAUCACUGUGUUUCCGACUAUCUUCUGCCGCAUCUCGUGCUCCUCCAACUCCGUCAGAGUUUACGAUUUCCCUUCCUCAUCCACCAUUGCCUCACUACUGCUCCUUCCACGCCGCCCGAUACCUUCACUCCGAGCUUAUCGCUCGCUUGACCUGGCGACACAAGCCAUAUGAUAAUUCCGAUCUUCCGCACUCUUCAAUGCCAUCUCAUGCGUCGAAUACACCCAUUACCUCACACCAUCUCAAUCUAGAUCAAACCAGCGUCGCAUGCCCUGCGCCAUUAACCCCGCCUCCGGAGAGUACCAGCGACCAUGAAAUCGUAGAAGGACUCUCUCAACAGAGGCCUGCCGACGUUGGUGAAGAUGAGGUCAGCCGACGGCCUGUGAGCGACAAUACUGCCGCAGGAAUGUCACUCAUGCAAGAGGAUAGCAUGUAUACGGCUUCUGCUUUUUUCGAAGAGAAGAUGCAUUCAGAGGAGUCUGAUGGAACGAUGGAGGUGGACAGACCCACCGUAGACAUACAUACCGAUGAAACCACCAAGAUGACCGGAGAUACGUGCAAAGAAAACUACCGCAACUCGCCCGACGAUGAUGGUGCGGUCGACGGUUCAGAUCCAACACUGAUUCCGGCGGAGAGAAUUGUGGAAGACACGAAAGCCGUGAUAGAUAGUAGUGGAUCAGCACCUCUAUCACCGCCGCCGGAGUCGUCGCAGCGAGAUCAGACACGAGCGCCCCGCGAUGCCACAGACAAAGCAGGAGUUCCUACGAUAGACCAGGAACUGGAUUGGUCGAGCGAUCUAAGAGAAUGGGAUUUCUCGCGCCGGCGACUCCUGCCUCAAUAUCCUUCAGCUACAUUUCAGCCAUACUCCAAAUUCAAGGGAACUCAACAAUCAGAUCGGCAGAUCUACAACGUCGAAGUGACUAUCUUGACGGUCGACAUUGAGCAGUCAACAAUGUCGGGCUAUUUACAGAUAUGUGGCCUAACUCCAGACCACCCGACCUUGACGACUUUUUUCACUGGAGAAAUCAUAGGCGGGCCGAAUCAGAAAUACAGCUUCAGGACUCGAGAUCCAGCCUGGGGCGCCAGUGACAAGACCGACCUUACGCAUUGGGCGAGGUUCCCUGCCUGGAGACCGCUGAGCCUGCAGGCCAAGCGCAACAUCAACUUUGUAUACCCAUUGAACCACGAACACUGGUGGCAGCAAGAGUGCAUUUUUAUGCGGUGGAAGGAGCAUUUCUUGGUGCCCGACUAUAAGUUGAAGAGCAUCCAAGGAGCCAGCUUCGAAGGAUUCUACUACAUUUGUUUUAAUCAAGUCGAGGGCCGAGUGAGUGGGAUAUAUUUCCACUCCAAGAGCGAGAAAUAUCAGCAACUUGAAUUGAAGCACGAGGGCAAGCAAGGCGUUUGGGGCAACGGCGUAUGUCCUUCGAUCGAAUUUAGAUAGAGGGCUAUUUUCGAUGAGCUGCAACGGCAUUUCGCCAAAGUGCUUUACUGUAUAGCAGUGUAUGUGAGUCGGGGGUAAAUUGCUGAUAUGUUUUCUGGCUGUGAAGCUUGUGGCUUGGUGGUAUAGAGUCCCGUGCAGGCUACUCGCCAGGGAAUGGACCUUAGCGACUGGUGAUACGAUGAAUGAUGAUGCUAUCUUCCUGGGGGCUUUUGUGAAUGCUGUGUUGUGACAGGUGAAGAAACCUUGGUUAGAGCAAGUGAUUCGUCAUGAACUAACGGAUACACGGGAUUGCAUCCAUCACUUGAGAUUGUGG